Molecule: messenger RNA, 207 nt
Organism: Peniophora sp. CBMAI 1063
Lineage: Eukaryota; Fungi; Basidiomycota; Agaricomycetes; Russulales; Peniophoraceae
Source: the annotation of a GenBank genome assembly
AUGGGACUUGCUCUUGACCAUCACCGCCCUCGCACGCUUGAUUUGCACCUCUACUUAGCUCUACUUCCGGCUCCCAAGCGAUCUGCCCGAGUUGUUGGGCUCACAAAGGAUCCGGCACAUGAGAGCGAUGAGAAUGAGAGGCUGCUGGACAUCUAUCGGUUUAUCGUGAUACUACAUGAACCAGACCGUCAAGUAGACAACGUGUAA